This is a messenger RNA of Aureobasidium musti, 1113 nucleotides long. The record is from the annotation of a GenBank genome assembly. NCBI's taxonomy places the organism in Eukaryota, Fungi, Ascomycota, Dothideomycetes, Dothideales, Saccotheciaceae.
AUGUCUUGGUUAGAGCCCCUCAAGCUGGCCAUCAAGCUCUACAACGAUGGCGACAACGAGGCUUGUGUUGCACAGGUCAACAGCAUAAUGACAGACACGCUGCCUCUCUACCCACGCAUACGCUGUCACAUUCUUCUAGGUCAUGCACUCGACAACUGGUACGAAGCUGAGGCAGAGCGCUUUCAUGCCGAGAACAACUUCGGCCACUGGCGCCUCUACCGACGUUCUAGAGACACCGCUGAGACUGAAAGAAAGUCUAGGGAGCUUCGUCGACUUCUCGAUGACCUUGGUGAAGAGUUGAGAUCUUGGAGACCGGAUGACUGGUAUGAGCAUCAAUGCUUUUGGACCGAAGCCGACGCACAAGCCCGGGACGCUGCUAUCACCAAAGCUAUUGAGGAGUGGAAUGCUAAACGUGCCGAAGGUGAAGAAGAGGAAGGAGCUGAAGAGGCUGAGGACGAGGCAAUGGAAGUUGGUGAACAAUGUGAGGGUGAACACGAGGAAGCCGCCGAAAAGAAGGCAGCUGACGAGGAGAGAACUGGCGAGGAGAAUAGAGCUGCUGGCGAUGCGGCUGAGGCUGAACAUCCUCGCAAUUCUGAUCAGAACCCGUUUUCUGGCUCUACUGGCGAUGAUCUCGCAGGCCGUGUAGGUGCUAUCGAGGAGCACAUCGCCGGCAUCAACGACACUCUUCAAAAGCUCGACCAAACUCUGGAUAACAUGGGCGGAACCAUCGACAGAGGCUUUUCAGAUAUCUGUGAGGAAUUAAGGGGUUUUCGUGACGAAAUCUCGCGAAUGUCCNNUGAGAACAGCGUCUCCUCCUGCAGCCAACCUGACGCUUCUCCUUCGUCAAACGUCCAAGUCACCACUCGAACAAACUUCGACAAGCAAGCACCUUUCAACCCAGUCCCUUCUGGUCACCCGGCAUACCUCUUUAUCGCUGUGUCAGGUACAGGUUCUUCACGCCAAUUUGGCUACCCAACUAUUGGCUGUGAGGGUGGCAGCUUCGUCACCGUCACAGGCUCGGAGCUGGCCAGAUUCGACGACGAAGGUAGAGUGUUCAAUAUAACACCUCGAGAUUCUUUCAUCGGUAACUUCUUGGACAAUGUCGAUGAGUGA